Molecule: messenger RNA, 2275 nt
Organism: Desarmillaria tabescens
Lineage: Eukaryota; Fungi; Basidiomycota; Agaricomycetes; Agaricales; Physalacriaceae
Product: beta-glucan synthesis-associated
Exons: 16
Coding region: 90-1913 (607 amino acids)
Biological process (GO): fungal-type cell wall organization; (1->6)-beta-D-glucan biosynthetic process
Cellular component (GO): endoplasmic reticulum membrane; plasma membrane
Molecular function (GO): glucosidase activity
Source: RefSeq, a predicted model, not a curated record
CCUUUCCCAAGAUUUCCUUGUUUCCUUAGCGUCCUUCGUUUCUUCACUCCUUGGUUAUCUCGCCGUCCUCUCUUUUACUUUUACCACCAAUGCCACCCUUAGGCGACUCUCAACGGCGAUACCAGGCCAACUCGCCGUCGACCACAAGUCUUUUACCAGGAGACUCCACUACAAACCUCGGCAUCCACGCCAACUUUGCUCGAGGUCCUUCAUCGUUGCGUACCGUGAACAGCAGUACCAGCAUCAACGACUCGCCGUACAACGUAAAUGGCAGCCGGGUCCCAUCUUUGGCACCUUCCAUCUCUGACAAGUUCUCACUAUCACCCGAUCCCGCCGCCUGGGGCUCAGAUAUAUCGCCCAACCACGCCGAGCCAGACGAUUAUCUCCACAACCCUGACCCACGGCGAGACAGAAAGAAUGAUAAUGGUGGAUCCGUAUUCACCUAUCGAGGCCUAACCAACCUUGGUUGUAUUGUCGUCCUUGGUCUUGGCUUAGUGUCGCUAUUCGCCGGAUACCCUAUAAUUUCAUAUUUCACCACACACGAUAUUUCAUCACUUGGCGGUUUCAAUCUAGGCGGAAUCAAUGCCAGCGGACAGGUACCCAGUAUGCCGGGCAACUGGGGAAUGAUAGAUCUCGAUACCCCGCAAGACGCAUACACAAUAAAGGCCUUCACUAAUGACAAUGAGUUCCAGCUGGUUUGGAGUGACGAGUUCAACGUCGACGGGCGAAGUUUUUAUCCCGGCGAUGACCCGUACUGGGAAGCAGUAGACUUGCAUUACUGGGGUACCAACAACUUGGAGUGGUAUGAUCCAGCCGCGAUCACGACAAAGGGAGGCGCCCUGACAAUAACGCUAUCGAAGAAACAAACACAUGGUCUUAACUACCAAGGCGGAAUGAUGUCUACCUGGAAUAAGUUUUGCUUCACUGGCGGCAUGAUCUUGACUUCGGUGACUCUGCCGGGCGCAAACAACAUUCUCGGUCUAUGGCCUGCUGUGUGGUCAAUGGGAAAUCUUGGUCGAGCUGGUUACGGUGCUACCUUGGAGGGAACUUGGCCCUAUACAUACGAUGCAUGCGAUAUUGGAACAGUUCCAAAUCAGACCGUCAACGGACUCCCAUACGCAGCAACUGUCGAUGGCGACCCCGGUCAGAAUGGCAUAUUAUCAUUCCUUCCGGGGCAGAAGCUCUCUCGAUGCACCUGCCCGGGAGAAUCUCAUCCUGGACCCAUACACUCGGACGGCACAUAUGUCGGGCGUGCUGCACCCGAAAUCGACGUCUUCGAGGCCCAGGUCGCUAAUGACGAGGGUGAAGUCUCGCAGUCUGGACAAUGGGCGCCUUUCAAUGCAAAAUACGAGUGGUUCAACACGUCAGACAACAUGAUUAUAUACGAUGCAACGGAGACAUACCUUAACACGUACACCGGCGGAGUGUAUCAGCAGGCAACGUCAGGCGUGUCGGUAACCGACCAAAACUGUUAUCAGUUAGCAACGGGCUGCUUCGCAAUUUAUGGGUUCGAAUACAAGCCAGGCUAUGAUGAUGGAUAUAUAACAUGGAUCAACAAUAACAAGGCAGCUUGGACCUUGAAGGGACCUGGAGUCGCAGCAGAUACUCGCGUCGAAAUAUCAGCUCGUCCGGUUCCUCAGGAGCCAAUGUACAUUCUUGUUAACCUUGGCAUGUCAGAGAACUUCGGUUAUGUUGAUCUCGACCACCUUACCUUCCCAGCGAUUAUGUCGAUUGAUUACAUACGGGUGUACCAGCCGAAGGAUUCCAUAAACGUUGGCUGCGAUCCUGAUGACUUCCCUACACAAGCAUAUAUCGAAGAAUACAUCGAAGCGUAUACGAAUCCUAAUCUCACAACAUGGGUCAACGAUUAUAAACAGCCAUUCCCCAAGAACAGCUUCCUCAACCAAUGCUAGUCUAGACCUUCCAUAUGCUGGAUUGUCCUCACUAUCUUGUUACGGCCGCUGUCACUUAUUCCGCUCAUUGGUACUCGCAUAUACACACUUUGGAUGUCUUAUACUUCAUAUUUUCAUUGCAUCAUUGUCUUCAUAUCCUGUAUGCUCGCGCUGUGUGGGGAAAAAAAAAGUUCAAAUGUGUGAUUACGAAGUGCCAGCAACAGUUGCCGCGUCAGUUCGCUUCGCAGAUGUUAACGAAGAAGGUGAUGAGUCCAGCAAAGCCUGGAGCUUCGUCAACGUCCGCUCUACAGCUAUGAUACCCCCAGCAGUCAACCUCGGGAUGGCAAGGUCCAGUUCUCCUUCAGUAAGAUCGAUCUCCUGCC